AAUAUCAAAUGUCCCAAGUGCUUUGUGUCUCCACUUUGUAAUUUUUUUUAAUUAUUUUUUCAGCAAUCCAAUUAAAAUUAUCGAAUGAGUAAUGUAGCCGUUACAUAAUAAAUAUAAAUAAUAAUACAACAAAACCCAGUCACAGUGAUAAGUUUAAAUAAUUGGCCCCAAUUUUUUCGUGUCAAUGUAGACCUGUACUCCAAUCUAUUAUUCGAGGGAAUCCCUGAUAUUCGCAGAGAUGAGACAUGCCUUUAAUUAAUAAACAAUUAUGCUCGUAUUAUAAUUUAACUGGUUAGGCAAAUCAAUGGAGAUCUGCCAAAAGUAGGUCAUUAAAGAAAAAAGAAACAGGAUGGAAUGAAUAUCGACUUCUCUUACGACUAUGAGGUUCAACAAGCAAGAGCUUGUGACUUUAGCUACGCAGCCUUCGAGUAAAUUUGAAAAGGAGGGUGUGUUGCACGUACGCGAGAGGCAGGAGGGAUUUUUUCGUAAAACCGAAAGCAAGGAUAGCAAACGAAAAAAAGGUGACAAACAAAAGAGUCUUCACAAUUUGAACUGUGUAGGUGGCGCUAAUAAAGUAAGCUUAGAGCGUUGGUGUCGUUUACGCGGGAAUCUGCUUUUUUAUUUCAAAAGUAAAGACCCCUGGUCCGAACCGGUAGGAGUGGUCGUUUUAGAGCAGUGCCAAGUUAGACUGGAUCCACCUACAAUAUCGACAACUACGACUACUGAUAUUUUUCCGUUUUAUUUAGUAUUUGACGGUGGUUUAUGCCAGGCGUUGGCAGCGACCUCUGAUUUUGACCGCUCCAGUUGGAUGCAAGCGAUUAAAGCGGCCAGUUACGAGGGAGUGCGCGCCGAAUUACACGCGCUUCAACAAUGUAUCGAACGUAAACGAAAUCACCGUCCGACUUCCGACAUUCAAAUGUGGAGAAUACAACGACAGCACAUGCUGGAUAUAUCCGAGUUACCUUUGUGCGAAAUUUCUUUAGCCUGUGAUAAUCUUUUGUGUGACGGUCACGGGCGACCUCCUAAUCCCACCAUUUUAAUCGAUAUUUAUAUGUCUUCUGCCAAAGUAUGGGUCCAAUAUGCCCGAACCGAAAUUAUUGAGCGAAGCAGCAAUCCGAGUUUUUUUAGUACUGUAAGUUUUCACGCCUCUGAUGGUCUCUCGGGGGAUUCGCGUGUCCGUUUCACCGCAUUCGACGUAAGAGAACGAGUUUCACAGACCGCUUUACCAAUCGGUACAGCCUGUGUGUUGUUAAGUGCCAUACAAGAUUCAUCACGUUUACGCAUACCGCUUUUAAAUAGAGCACAAAGCACUGUGGGAUUUCUUACAAUUAGCGCUUGGGCAUUAGAAGCGGAGGAUCGAGGAAAUAGUACCGAACACACGCCCUGUCGGGUACCCCCUUCUAAUAGUCAUCAGAUAAUGUCGCAUAGAAGGUCGCAGUCCCUUCCACCACGACUGGGCGUUAAAAUGCGAUUUCCCAACCAAACUGAACUAAAAUUACUCUUCGCGUCGCCGUUUCUCCAAACGUACCGGUUUCAUUCCGGCUUAGGAGGAGAUAUAUGCGUUCACGAAGUGAUGUUGGAGAGUAGACUGUGCUUUUCGUUCCCCCAUCAACUGGUCGGGAUUUGGAUUAACCAGGAGAAGGAAUUGUUACAAGAAGUUGCCGGCAUGGGCGAGUUGAGAGAGCCAUGGCACUCUCGCCAAGUCGAGCUGCUCGAUCGACACCUACAUCUCCUCCGACUUUAUUCUCAGGCGAGGGAAAACUUGCAAGCGCAUAAGGGUAGUUAUUUUAAGGCGAGCUCGCGAAGGUCGGAUCGCAGUUUGGAAUUCGCGCCGAUCAAUUUGCACUUGCAGCGCAUGUGGGUUCACAACGAUACGCUUAAUAAGUCGGGGUUUUACGAUUGGAUAACGGUGGGCGCGUUCACUGCCCAUUCGCAUAAGUCGAAAAAUGGCGGAUUGAUCAAGCUGGUACAAGCUUUAAAAGAAUCUCCAACUAGAUCUAAUACAAACUGUCAAGUUACAACCAAAAUUUCAAUGGCUAACGAUGCAAUUCAGGCAAUCAAACAGCUGCGAAAAGAGGUGGUCGAAGCAAUGAAGACUCUAAUGAGGCUAGCGAAGGAGAAGCAGACAAUCGGAAUGUUACCGAUCUGCGAAGACAUGAUCAAAAAGACUCGGAUAUUACUGAGCUUAUGGGAUCCCAGUUUAGUAGAGGAGGCGCUCAGUUUUAUUGAAGAGCAUAAACUGGCCGUCACGGAUGACUCUGGAGUCGGAGAUGAUUUUAGUCUGGACACAAGCGGUAAACACAGUUUGGUGCUUUCGCCCUUCAAACGCAUAACGCAGCAGUUGACUUCGCUCGACCUCAAAAGUCCAGACAUUGACGAUUUCGCGACGCCUUGCACGCCGAAAGCGGUGGACGAUGUCUGGAAUCUACACGAGUACCAAAAAACAGACGACUUAAGAAACGAAAUUAACCUGUUGAGUACUAGCGAGGGAGUAAAAAGCUUGUGCUCGAGGGUGCAAACGCCCGACGAAGCGAAUUUCGUGAUCUUUCCGGAAUGUGAGGAAAACCACAAUGAGAGUUUUAGCGAAUUAACGAAUGGCGAACCGAAGUCGUUAGACCCGGACGUCGGGCGUACGUUUUUAGAUACGAACGUCAUGAGCAGUUCGCCUUCGGCAAACUACUACAAACCCACUGACGAGCCGGAACCGUGGGACUUGACGCAACUCAACAUUGAGGCAAGCGUGAUGUGCCUAGUGAGUAAGGUUAAGUUUCUUUGCGGCCGAUGCGGCAGUCCCGCCGUUCGGCUGCGUCAAAAUCCGAAGGGAAGCAAGCGAACUGUAAUUACGAAUCAACCGGGCACCAACGUAAACAAAGAUGGCGAAAAUUUGACACAGGCUGUGAAUACUGUAACUAAGGUGAUAAAGAAUGGAAACAAGUUUACGGAUGGUUUAGAUUUGAAUAAGAUUGUCGAUUGGGUCGGCGAGCUGAGGCCCAGCAUGAGAAAGUUGCGACAAGCCAUGGACGGUCUACUGAAAACCGCGCGGCUUACCCAUUCCGUAUUUCGUGUGCAGCAAGACCCCAAGGCGGCGCAGAGGGUGUGCAACGUUCAGUAUCGCAGAGACGUCUGCUUUUCGCAAGCGCUCACAUCCUUGGUAACCGGCUUGAUGACCCGACUAUGGUGCCACAAACCGGACCCUGCAUUUAUAACCUGUUUAACCUCACUAGGCCCACUGGCGUGCUUCGAAUGCCUCCUAAGCUUUCACGGGAUGGAAAUAGACAUGUGGGGCGACAUGUCGGUGGCGGUCGAAGAUUUACGAACCGUUAUGUUCACGCUCAACCGUUGUCCUAGUCCCGCCUCCAAUGAACCUCAUCCGAUGCCAAAAAUAACUGGAAGUCGUAAUUCCCUAACGGUAUCCCUGCCCAUUCCAGAUGCACUAUACACCUUAUUACCUAGUAAACAGUCCGUUACAUUCCACGUAACCCCAGUCUUCUUUAACAUUGGAAUUAACGAAAAGGCGACACUCGCCGAGAGUUUAGGUGCAACGAGACCGCAAGAAAGAUCAAAUAUUGAUAAUUAUAUAAGACUUAACGAAUAUUACUUAAGAUAUCGUAAAUUAAAUAUACCCGACGUAAGUUUGAGCAGCGGACGUCUGUCUGCUUGUUCACCGCAACGAGCCGUAGGAGACUUAGUGGAUGAACUGAAAAGUUCUGUACAUAGUAACAAAGCAAAAAAUGUAGAAAUACUACAUCUAGCUGCACAAAUAUGUAGACAAAUGAAGGGUUUACGAUUUACUAGUUGUAAAAGUGCGAAGGAUCGUACAGGAAUGGCUGUAACAUUGGAACAGUGUCAUAUUCUAUCAUCUGAAUACCAUUUGGCAGAACAUGAAUUUCAGAGAGCCUUAGACUGCAUGAGAAGUGAAGGGUGUAGAAGAGAAAACACUGAGAAAAAUACAAACGUACGCAAGUACGCGUUUAACUCUUUACAACUAUUAACGUUACCAAAACUAUAUCGACCACCAACUGGAAGUUACGGAUCUGCACAGUCCUAAAAAUUAGAAACUUAAAAAGAAAUGUAAGUAAUUCCAAAACGAAGGUGCCAAUUAAAUGUACUAAAUUUUGUUGUACUUAAUUGUUAUUAUUAUUUUAUAAAUUUUAUAGCUACUUAAUAUUUAUUAAUAUUUAGGUUGUAUGACAUGCCAUUGGACAAUCGACAUAGUUGUUUUGAUUAUUUACAAUUAAUUGUUAUUUAAAUGCAUCACAUUUUUUUUUCGUAAUUCGUUUACCAUCAAAAAUCUGGAUAAAGGAUUGGGUUAUGUAAUAAAUGUUAUUAAAUAUAA
This is a messenger RNA of Photinus pyralis (common eastern firefly), 4336 nucleotides long. RefSeq names its product inositol polyphosphate-4-phosphatase type I A. Gene Ontology annotation, molecular function: phosphatidylinositol-3,4-bisphosphate 4-phosphatase activity. Bases 380 to 4048 code for a protein of 1222 amino acids. The record is from RefSeq and is a predicted model, not a curated record. Gene Ontology annotation, cellular component: cytoplasm. The transcript has 14 exons. NCBI's taxonomy places the organism in Eukaryota, Metazoa, Arthropoda, Insecta, Coleoptera, Lampyridae.